AAUGUUGUCACGAAACCUACUGUUGAGUCUUACAUAAAUAACCCAAUUCCUAUAUAAAUCAAAUUUACCAAUACACACAUUUGUAAACUAUAGUCUAGGGCAUUACAAAAAAAAAAAUGAUUAUCCUAUUAGUUGAAGCAUUUGAAAUGCAAAGGAAAACUGCUAAGGUUUCGUUUGGUCAAUUCAAUCGAGGGCCGGGGUCAUUUAAUUUCGUUGGGCUACCGCUAAUUACCGUUCCUGCUUCUUGGCUACGUUUAACUGAAAUUAUUACCCAAAUGAAUGAAUCAACUCAUUCAUUUAAAGCAUGAGUUGAACUUGCGUUGAAUAGGUGCGUGUGUGAGUUUAGCUGCCGGAAUUUUAACAAUGGAAUUAAUCCAAAUAAUGCAAUUCGGCUACGCCCUAAUCAUAGCCAUAUUUGCCCUGAUGAUCUGGAUAUCGAUAGUCGAAUCCAAAGAGCUUGAAUCCGUUCGAGACCCGCCGUGUUUUUUCAAUCCGCUUUGCACCUGUUCCAAAGCGGUGCCAGAUUUGGGAAUUGUAACGUGCCGGAAUGUGCAUUUGCCUAGAAUACCUGAAACUGUUAACAUUUCGAAGGCUUUCAAGUUGCACUUGGAAAAUAAUCGAUUGAGGACUUUGGAACCGUAUUUUUUGCAGACCACUGGAUUGUAUAAAAUUGAUAUUAGUUUCAAUCCGUUGGUUGUAAUACCGGAUGAGGCUUUUUUAGGUUUGGAAAGGUCUUUGUGGGAGUUGGAGCUUAGUUAUUGUCAGCUGACAAAGGUUCCUAAUAGAGCUUUGAGGUAUUUACAGAAGUUGAGGCUGUUAGAUCUUACAGGCAAUGACAUAAACAAAAUUUUUCCUGAUGAUUGGAGAGGCAUCGAAGGCCUAGAAGUCCUCAUUCUAGCGGAAAAUUCAAUAACCCACCUGCCACCAGAUACUUUUGGGGGCUUAAAGUUAAUCGAGACUAUUGAUUUAAGGGGCAAUAAUUUACGUGAAAUAGAUUCAUCGGUAUUUCGAGAUGGUAUGGCUCGAUUGUCCUACCUACUACUAGGAGACAACCAAUUAUCUACUAUACCUUAUCAAGCCCUACAACCACUAAGGACUUUGAAAACUUUGGAUUUGAGUUACAAUAGGAUUAAUAAAAUGUCGCCUUCGAAUGAACCAGGUGUCAAUAUCAAUUUAAAUUUCCAGAUCAAUUUGGAUACAUUUAGAAUGGAUUAUAAUCAAAUAAGGGUGUUGGAAACAGCCUCUUUUCAAUAUUUCAAUAUAGUCAAUAAAACCUAUUUGGAUGGGAAUCCUUUGACCGAAAUUGAGGACAAUGCUUUUCGUCAAGCCAGAAUCCGCGAAUUAUAUCUAAGAAGUUGCGGCAUCACGCACGUAGAUCCCGCAGCUUUUGCCGGACUGGAAAACGUUUUGGAAGUCCUAGACCUGUCUGGAAAUAACAUUUCCCUAUUGCCAACUGACGUUUUUCAAAGAUUUCAAUACAUUAAAGCUCUUAUGCUCAAAGAUAACAUGGUUACCAACUGGAACAUCAUGGAUACAAUGAACGGUUUCCAAUUUAGCCUUUACAAAUUGGAUUUGAGCGGAGUCGAUAAUGCUUUGGUUAAUAUGCAAAACUUACGACGAUUGAGAAGCUUAAGGGCUCUAACACUAUCCAGAUUAUCCGAACCAAAUAUUUCUCCAGAAGAUUUUGUUGAAUUUGGCCUUGAUUUGGAAGAACUUUCAAUUACAUAUGCAAAUUUACAAUCUAUUAAAAGUAAUGCUUUUAGGCAUGUUCACGGAUUGAAAUUUAUUGAUUUCAGUGAUAAUAAUAUCGGGACAAUUGAAACUAAUGCUUUCAAAGAAAUUGGUCAUUCUUUGGUCACCUUACGCCUUGCCCAUGCUUUUUCCUCAUCAUUUUCUUCAGUACCCAGUGACCCAUUUAAAGUACUGAGUAACUUAGAAGUGCUGGAUUUAAGUAAUAAUAAGUUUAGGACUAUGGGUGAGACAAGUUUUCAUUUUUUGGGUUGCUUGCGAGUUCUAGAGUUACAAGAUAAUAUGAUUGAAGUUGUUCAUAAAGGCACUUUCCAGAGCGAUAUUCAUACUAAUUUGGAGCAAAUUUUUUUGUCAUUUAAUUUUAUAAGAAGCAUAUCACAGUACACUUUUGUUCACUUACCAAAAUUGGAGCAGCUUCAUCUUGACGAUAAUAAAAUAGAGUCUUUAGAGCGGAGGUCGUUUAUGAGUUUAGAGCAACUCAAACGGCUCAAUUUAAAAGGGAAUAAAUUAUCGACAAUAUCUUAUGAAGCUUUCCAAAACUUACCGGAAUUGGAACAUUUGGACAUGGCCUAUAAUAACCUGGAAAAAUUCGAAUUUUCAAUGUUCGAUCAAGUAGGAACCUUGGCAAUGUUUCAUUUAAAUGUUAGUCACAAUAAUUUAAGGGAUUUGCUCGUGUCAGUGCCUACAACUUUCGAAACCGAUGUUGGUUUCGGCAGUUACCAUUCAAACAUCAAAGUUCUGGAUCUUUCCUUCAACAAUAUUUCGGUAAUUGGCAAACAGUUCUUCAGACCGGCCGAAAUUUCAUUGACCAGCCUCUAUUUAAGCCAUAACCAAAUAAUGAACGCCACAAAAGACGUUUUCGGAAACAUGCCGCAUUUGCAGUGGCUGGACUUGUCUUGGAAUCAAAUUUACGAAAUGGAUUUCGAUAUGUUUAGGAAUACUAAGAAGUUGCAGGUAUUGGAUGUUUCAUACAAUCGGAUCACCGAUAUGCCAAAUGAUAUUUUUAGAUUCCUGAGUAAUUUAAGGAUGGCAGAUCUUUCGCAUAAUCGAAUUAGAAUGCUGCCUGAUAAUUUAUUUAGAGAAGAAGGUUUGGAAAGGCUUGAUGUUUCUCACAACUUACUAAGCAAAGUUCCACUUAGCAGCUUAGCAACACCAGCGGCGCAAACCUUAUGUGAACUUGAUUUGUCUUGGAAUUUAAUAUCUUCAUUAUCCCAUGGAGGACUAUUGGAUAGAUUUAAAAAACUCAACUAUUUAGACUUGUCUUAUAAUCGCAUAGCUCAAAUUGACAGUGGAACAUUCAAAGGCCUACCCAAGCUUAUCCAUUUAGAUUUAAGUCAUAACAGUCAAUUGAGUCUGGAGCAAAAUGGUGGAAGUUUUCAAGGAAUAGAAUACUCAUUGCUCCACUUGAAAAUGGACAAUGUGUCUUUACGUAACGUGCCCAUUUUGCCAACUCCAAACUUGGUAACUUUAUCUUUGGCUUAUAAUUCCUUGCCAAACAUGCCUCCAGAGCUUGCUACGAAUCUGACCAACUUACAAAGGCUUAAUUUGGAUGAUAAUAGUUUGACGCUUAUUCCUAUUUUAACUCAUUCUUUGGAUCAAUUGAGAUAUUUAUCAAUGGCUUCGAAUCAAUUGACUUACUUAAGCAAUACAAGUUUGUUGGGAGUUGCUGAUCAUUUGGAAGAGUUGGAUGUAAGGGAUUUAGAUCUGUCGGUAAUGGAGGCAGGAGCGUUUUGCAAAAUGUAUUCUUUGAGGACACUCAAAAUGAACUUUUACACAGGAUUUAAAAGUUUUAAUAUUCCUUUAUUGAUUCAAUAUAAUACUGGAUUGAGGAAUUUGGAAAUACACGUUGAUAGGUCAACCGAUAGUGAUUUGAGUAGGGAGAUGCAAGGUGACUUACCUCCGAAACUUAGAAAUAUUACGUUCUCUGGAAAGGGAUUGAAAAAACUUGGGAAUAAUAUUUUGAAGGGAAUAAGAUAUCCAGAAUUUCACUUGUGCAUUAGAAAUACAAGUAUAGACAAAGUACCGCAGGAAUUGUUUAAAAAUAUUGGAAGUGCCAAAAAUGUAACAGUGGAUGUAAGAGAUGGGGGGCUUAAAGGAUUAAUGAAUCCAUCUACAGGUUCUAAGCCUAAUUUAUUUAAAAAAACUUUCCUAACGGAUCUUAAGAUGAUUGGUAAUCGGUGGGAUUGUGAUUGCGAUUUGGGCUGGAUUGAAGUUUGGCAAAGAAAACAUCGUCAAUACAUUUGCGAAGACAGUCCUAGUGUUGCACCAUCUUUCACACAUUCCGACUACACUUGCAGGCACACACAUGACGAAUUCAGGAUGUCUUUGUGUGCAAAUAAAAAUAACAAUUCGGUGAUUGAUGUUUUGAAAACCGACAUCGAGUGUGGCUGGAGUGCGGCUACAAAACUAGAAAAGUUACUUUCAAUGGUUUUUGUUGGACUCCUAAUUCGAUUUUUCUUUUGAAUUGAUGACAAAAGGUUAACUGGAACGUGUAAAUAAGUACCUAAACUAGCUUAAUUUUUUAUUAAGUUCCUUAUAUUAUUAACUCUAUUUUAUAAAUUGGACUCUUAAUAUACCCCGUCCAUACACUUACAUUAUACCAGUUUAUAUUGUCUUGUUUGAUGUUCAAAUUUUUGCUCACUGCCAUUGAUACUUUCCAAUAAAUAUUAAAUUCCAAAAAUAUUUUCUUAUAUUUGAAGGCCUUUAAUUACUAAUUGAUUUAUUUAUUUUGUAUAUACCUACCUAUACCAAAUAAUAUUGUAUUUAAAUACUCUAAAAACUACUUAUUAUCCAAUGAUAUUAUUGCAAUAAACAUAUUUUCUAGCACUUACUUUAAAUGACUCCUCUAGCUCCUCUGCCAUAUACCUACUAUCUGGAUUAUUUUCAUGAAGCAAAGAAAAAGUCAAUAUUUUUCAAAUAAUAUUUUAUUACGUCAUGGUACACAGUACAUCCCUGAGUAACCUAACAUUACACAUUCUAUGUACAAUUUUAUGUUAUCCUGACUUUGAUUUUCUUGGUCGAUAUUUUUAGAAGCUCAAAAUUCGACUUUGUAUAGGAACAAUUUAAAUGCAUUUUAUGAUCGACCAACACAUUAAUCUCAUUUGAAUAAAAAUAGUAAGUUUUUUUGUUUUGUUUUGAAUAUGACACUCUACCUAAUUAUAAAUAUACCUACUUUUAUGAAUAUAUUAUAAUAAAAUUUACAAAUCGUUUAAAUAUAAUUUCGUUUUUAUCACUUGAAGCCUUACCCUAUCCAAUGUUUUUUCUUUGGCAAUUUGCACUUCUUGUGUACUCUAAUUUUGUCAAUUAUUUGAUUCUCUGCUGUUUUCGUUGCUAGCAACAAUAUCAGGUUGAAGGCAUGCGCUCGUGGACGUUGGAGAACUGCUGGUACUUCUUAUGCUGGCAAUGGGUUCUGGGGGUAUCAGGCCUUCUUUCAUACGUUUUUUCUGCUUCAUUCGACGAUUUUGGAACCAGAUUUUCACUUGGGUUUCGUUGAGUUGGAGCGACGAAGCUAUUUCGAUCCGUCGAGCUCUGAAAAUUCAUCAUCAUUAGGAUUCUAGUGGAUUCAAAGUAUGCUGAAUU
This is a messenger RNA of Ceutorhynchus assimilis (cabbage seed weevil), 5328 nucleotides long. The record is from the annotation of a GenBank genome assembly. NCBI's taxonomy places the organism in Eukaryota, Metazoa, Arthropoda, Insecta, Coleoptera, Curculionidae.